Messenger RNA from Chaetura pelagica (chimney swift), 453 nucleotides. Its product is annotated as heat shock protein beta-7-like. NCBI's taxonomy places the organism in Eukaryota, Metazoa, Chordata, Aves, Apodiformes, Apodidae. The record is from RefSeq and is a predicted model, not a curated record. The coding region runs from base 1 to 453 and encodes 150 amino acids. The transcript is spliced from 3 exons.
AUGUCCUGGCUGUCGGCUGUGUCCCCAGUCCCCUGUGUCAUUCCACUGCUGUUCCAAGGUCAUCCAGUGCCCCCAGACUCUCCCAGUGCCCUUGGGCCCCUCAUACCUGCAGGGUCUCCGGGCACCAUGUGUCCCUGCAGCUUGGGCACCUGGGUGCAUGCUCAAGGUGACACCUACCAGGUGGUGGCCGACGUCAGCCAGUUUGAACCUCCUGACAUCGUGGUGACCACCUCCAACUGCCAUGUUGCCAUUCAGGCUGAGAAGGUGGCCGAGGAUGGCACCGUCUGUGACACCUUCACCCACAAGUGCCAGCUGCCCGAGGACAUGGACCCGCUGUCGGUGAGCUGUGCCCUGACAGAGACCGGCACACUGGUCAUCACUGCCCGGCGCCGCCCCGGUGCCCCUCCCGGCGAGCCCCCGCAGCCACGGUACCGCAGCGAGGCCACCUUGUGA